GAAAGAGGAGCUACAGGCACAGAAAAGAGAGAGAGGGAGGAAGCAAAGGCACUCCUUUAAUAAGGUCUGGCUUUAAAACAGCCUGAGAAGUGCCACAUCUGGAAGCGGAAACUUAAAAUAACUGAGGCACCACUAAACCAGAAGGGGGGCCACUGAUUAAAGCAGAAGUAAACACAGGGACGAAAAGAGCAGCAAGAUCAUCGGUGGAUGUGAGGGGAGGAGAUGGCAUUGAUCUUGGCCUGGCCCCUGGUUUUUCCUAUCUUCUUCCUGGGAUAUUUCUCCUUAAACUCUGCUUCGACCGAGGGCAAUGUUUUUCAUUUUGACAUUGAAGGGAGCUCAGCAGUCAGUAGCCAAGAGGACACACUUCUCAGAGAGCAGCAGCAGUCUGUAGCUUUUGGAAGUUGGCCGCACUUUGCUGAGAGAUGCCAAGAAGGGUUUUUUCGAACGUUUUCAGGAGAAUGCAGCCCUUGUGAUUGCAACAACAAUGCAUUCAGGUGUCUUGAUGGAUCUGGAGUUUGUCUAGAUUGCCAACGAAACACAACUGGAGACCACUGUGAAAAAUGUCCUGAUGGCUACCUGGGUGAUGUCGCCAGGGGAGCGCCCACUUUUUGCCAACCGUGCCCGUGCCCUUUGCCACUGCUUGCCAACUUUGCAGUCUCCUGCUACAGAAAAAAUGGAGUGGUACGCUGUAGGUGCAAAGAAAAUUAUGCAGGGCCAAAUUGCGAAAGGUGUGCCCCCGGUUACUAUGGAAACCCCUUGCUCAUUGGCAGUUCCUGUAAAAAAUGUGACUGCAGCGGCAAUUCGGAUCCUAAUCUAAUCUUUGAGGACUGUGAUGAAGUGACCGGCCAAUGUCGCAACUGCAUGCGCAACACAACAGGGUUCAAUUGUGAACUAUGUGCUCCUGGUUAUUAUGGGGAUGCCAGAAUACCUAGAGGUUGCACAGUGUGCAGUUGUGGAGGAGGAACUUGUGACCGUCGUACAGGGGAGUGCCUAGGAGAACCUCCAAUGCCUCCUCCAGGGACAGAUUGCCCUGUUAUCAGCUGUGACAAAUGCAUCUGGGAUUUGACUGAUGAUAUCAGCUUGGCAGCUCAGUCCAUUGACGAAAGCAAAGCAACUCUGCUUAGCAUCUCCACUGGGGUUGCUGCUCACAGACACUUGCAUGACCUCAACUCCACUGCUUUCAUCCUCAAGGUAAAACUAUCCGAAAAGGAUAAUAAUUCUGUGCUGAUGAAGAGCCAGCUUGAUCAUGCUGCCAAUGAAAUGACUGAUCUUCUCAAAGAAAUCAACAAACUUGAUGAAAAGAGAAAUCAAGAAUCAAGAAAAGGCCUACUACUGCAGAAGAAAGCCAUGGAAAUCAUUGAUCGUGCUACUAUUCUUGUGCAGUCACUUGGAAAUAUGAUAGAUAAUAUCCAAGAAAUCAGCAGCAAGGUGGAAUAUUAUGGGGUUGAGCAUGAUCUGAGACCCGAAGAUAUCAUUCAGAAGCUUAAGGUAGCAGAAGAGAUGCUGAAGGAAAUCAGAGUCCGCAAACCAUUCACCAUUCAAAUGCAACUUGCAGGCGAAGAGUCUGAAGCAGCACAGGACUUGCUAAGACAAGUUGAACAGUGGCAGCAGAGACAUAAUGAAACCAGGUCUCUGAUCCCUGACAUACUGACCCAGCUUGCAGAGCACAGUACCAAACUCACAGACCUGCAAGAAGCCCUGGACCAAGCUGCUGAUUUUAUUCGCAAAACAGAAGCUAUGAAUAAGGAAAGCACAGCCAAACUCCAAGAGCAUGAGAAGCAACAAGAAAAACUGAUAGAACAGAUUAUCAACGUUAACAAUACCUUGGUAAUGGCUAAAGAUAUUUUAAACGUACCAGUCCAAAUCAACUUUGAAUUAAAUGAGGCAAUCAAGAAUGCAUCUGGGUUCUAUGCAGAAAUAGAUGGUGCUAAGAUACAACUACAGGACAAAAUUGCAAACCUCUCAAGAUUUGAUGAUGACUUGGUGCAAAGGGCAAUGGAGUAUGCAGAGGAUCUUCACGUUCGUGCAGAUGAGCUAGACAGGACCUUGCAUGGUAUAGAUACAAAUGGAUUAGUACAAAAAGCAUUAAAUGCUUCCAAUGUCCAUGAAAAUAUCAUAAAUUAUAUUAAUGAAGCCAAUCAAAUGUCUGUCUUUGCAUUAAACACUACAGAACGAGUCAGUGAUGCUGUUGUUGGAAUCGACACCCAGAUCAUUUACCAUAAAGAGGAAAGCAAAAAACUUCUCAAGCAAGCAAGAGAACAGCAACAGACAGCAUAUGCUAAUGAUUUAGCUGUUGCAGACACAGAGCGACGUGUUAAUGGGACUCUUGCCAGGAAGAAUCAUCUUAAAGGCCAUUUGAUGAAAGCCAUUACAAAAAUAGAGGCUUCAGAGCAAGAGAAUGCAAGACAGCGUUUGGAGCAGCUUAAAGUCAUUAUUAAUCAAGCUCUAAAUACUGCUGCAGCAGUAACUCAGACUACUGGUCCAAUGGCUGAUAAUCUGACCAAAUGGUCCCAAGAUCUGAGGAACUUCAAACCUGAAAGAGCAGCUUAUGAACGGGCCACAGUCACAACAAGGGAUACAGUGAAGCGCCUCACAGAAGUUGUCCCACAGUUGCUAGAUAAGCUGCGUACAGUAGAACAGAAGCAGCCAGCAAAUAAUGUCUCAGCCAGCAUCCAGAGGGUCCGAGAGCUCAUUGCACAGACAAGGAGUGUAGCAAACAAGGUUCAGGUCUCAAUGUCCUUUGAAGGUCAUUCAGCUGUUGAAGUCAAUCCCCAAGCAAUCACAGAAGACUUAAAAGCUUUCACGUCUUUGUCUUUAUAUAUAAUGCUUCACAAGGAGAAUCCAGAGCAAUCAGCACCUCAGGAUCAGUUCAUUCUUUAUCUAGGAAGCAAAAAUACAAAGAAUUAUCUGGGUCUUGCAAUUAAAAGUGACAACCUGGUAUACAUUUAUAAUUUGGGCAGUGGUGAUGUGGAGAUACCACUAGACUCCAAGCCAGUCAGCUCUUGGCCUCCCUACUUCAGUCUUGUUAAAAUCGAAAGGAUUGGAAAACAUGGCAAAGUUUUUCUCACUGUACCAAGCCUCAGCAGUACAGCUGAAGAAAAGUUCAUCAAAAAAGGAGAAGUACCUGGUGAUGAUUCUCUGUUGGAUCUGGAACCUAAAAAUACAGUUUUCUAUGUUGGAGGAGUGCCUCCAGAUUUUCAGCUCCCUCCAAGUUUGGACUUGCCCGGCUUUGCUGGCUGCUUGGAGCUUGCUACAUUAAACGAUGAUGUUCUCAGUUUAUACAAUUUCAAAAAUAUCUACAACAUCACCAGAUCUGUACCUUGUGCCAGGGAUAAGCUGGCCUUUACACAGAGCCGAGCUGUAAACUAUUUCUUUGAUGGCUCUGGUUAUGCUUUGGUGAGGAACAUUGAGCGAAGAGGCAAGUUUGGCCUAGUGACACGCUUUGAUAUAGAAGUUCGAACACCAACUGACAAUGGACUUCUCCUCCUGAUGGUUAAUGGAAGUAUGUUCUUCAGCCUAGAAAUGCAGAAUGGAUACCUGUAUCUACAGUAUGAUUUUGGCUUCAGCAAUGGCCCUGUAAUUCUUGAAGAUUCUAUGAAGAAGGCUCUGAUUAAUGAUGCAAAAUUCCAUGAGAUAUCUGUUAUAUACCAUAAUUCCAAGAAAAUGAUCUUGGUAGUGGAUAGGAGACACAUAAAAAGCAUGGAAAAUGAAAAGAAAAGCAUGCCAUUUACUGAUGUCUAUAUAGGAGGAGCUCCUAUUGAGAUUUUAAAAUCUAGCGGUGUCAGUUCUCACCUUGCAGUAAGUACAGGUUUUAGGGGCUGCAUGAAAGGUUUCCAGUUCCAAAAGAAGGACUUCAACUUGUUGGAAGAGCCAGGAACUCUGGGAAUUGGCUAUGGCUGUCCAGAGGAAUCACUUAUGUCCCGUAAAGCAUAUUUCAAUGGAGAAAGCUACAUUGCAUCAAGCCAGAAAAUUUCCUUUCACACAUUUGAAGGAGGCUUUAAUUUCCGAACUUUACAGCCAAAUGGAUUGCUGUUCUAUUGUGCUGAAGGAUCAGAUGUGUUCUCCAUUUCCAUGGAUAAGGGAGCUGUUGUUUUAAAUGCACAAGGUGUCAGACUUCAAGCAGCAGACAGAUCCUAUAAUGAUGGGAAAGCCCACUUUGUCAUUACUUAUGUCUCACCAGAAAGACUUGAGCUUUUGGUAGAUGAAAAAAGGCAGAGGAAAGAUAAUUCAGGAAAAAAUGGUAUUGAGGAAAAGCCUGCGAGCACCAAAAAAUUCUACUUUGGAGGCUCUCCCCUCAGUAGUGAAUUUGCCAAUUUUACUGGCUGUAUAAGCAAUGCCUAUUUCACAAGAGUGGAUCGAGAUGUUGAGGUGGAAGACUUCCAGCGGUACCCUGAGAAGAUCCAGGCAUCCCUUUAUGGAUGUCCUGUUGAAUCUCCCCCAGCUGCCUUGUUCCAUAAGAAAAGAAAAAAUUCCUCCAGAUCUAAAGAAGGUCAUAAUAAAAGGGUUGGAAAAGACAAUGAAGGUUCUUCACAGUUUCCAUCAAGUAUUAAAAAAAUAGACCAAGAACUGAGAACUUUGCAGGCCCCACACUGCCACUUAUCCAGUAGCCCCAAAGCAAUUGAACAUACCUAUCAGUUUGGAGGAACAGCAAAUAGCCGGCAAGAAUAUGAUUACUUACCAAAGGAUUUCAGUGAAAGAGCUCAAUUCUCCAUUAGCCUGAAGACUCAUUCAUCCCAUGGCAUGAUUUUCUACGUCUCUGAUCAAAAGGAGGAACAUUUCAUGACUCUCUUUAUUGCCCAUGGCCGUCUAAUUUUUAUGUUUAACAGUGGGAACCAAAAAUUAAGAAUCAGAACCCAAGAGAAGUACAAUGAUGAUCAAUGGCACAAUGUAAUGUUUGUUCGAGAGAAAAAUACUGGCCGUUUGGUGAUUGAUGGUCUCAGAGUACUAGAAGAGAGUAUUUCUUUAUAUGAUAAUAUAUGGCAAGUUACUAGCCCUUUUUAUAUAGGAGGUGUGGCACCAGGAAAAGCUGCCAAAAAUAUCCAGAUUAACUCGGUCUACAGUUUCAGCGGUUGCCUUGGCAGUCUACAGCUCAAUGGAAGGCCAAUCACUUCUCCUUCACAAACAUUUAGUGUAACACCUUGUUUUGAGGGACCAUCAGAGGAAGGAACAUAUUUUUCAACUGAAGGGGGAUAUAUUAUUCUUGAUGAAUCAUUCAGCUUGGGUCUGAAAUUUGAAGUUGUUUUUGAAAUCCGGCCUCGAAGUAAUUCAGGUAUCUUAAUGCAUGCACACAGUGUCAACAGAGAGUUCUUGAAUAUACACAUGAAACAAGGACAGGUAAUUGUAAAGCUCAACAACGGAAUAAAGGACUUUUCAACUUCUGUUAUACCAAAACAGAAUCUCUGUGAUGGCCAAUGGCAUAGAAUUGCAGUUAUUAGAGAUGCCAAUGUGGUGCAGCUGGAUGUAGAUUCUGAAGUGAAUCAUGUGGUAGGACCAUUAAAUCCCAAGGCAACUGACCAUAGGGAGCCUGUCUUUGUUGGAGGAAUACCAGAAUCUCUUCUCACAUUCAGCCUAACUACACGCAAUUCCUUUAAUGGAUGCAUCCGUAACUUUAUGAUUGAUGAAAGGCCAGUGAGUUUCAGUAAAGCUGCUUUGGUCAGUGGUGCUGUAAGCAUCAAUAGAUGUCCUGCUGCCUGAAAAAGUGACGAACUACACAACUUCAAGGAUCUGUACAGCACUGAAGGAGAAAACCAAGCAGAAGAAGCUGUGAUGUAUUCAAUUCUCAGUACCAAAGAAAAGAAAAUAUAUUGUUCAAUGUAUGUUUAUGAUAAUACAUUAUGCUUAUAAUCACUCCUGAGAAUUUGUUUCCUACCAAAGAAAAAGAAAAAGAAAAGAAACCCUAAUUAUUUGCAAUGCACCAUUGCAGAAUGACGAUUAUCAGACCAAACCUUUGCAGAUGUGAGUAUGCCUGAGCCCACUAAAGUAACAAGUUUAGACAUAUCUAGUUUGAUAAAGGUUUACGGCUGGCACAUGAAUCACCAAGCCUGAGUGUACUACUGAAAUAUAUAGUAAGUAAGAGUAGAGCUCUCAUUCCUUAUGCCCAGUUGUGCAAAGAUAGGGAAAAUACAUCUCUGUAUAUAUUUCCCUUGGGCAAAGAAUGCAUCUCUGUUGUGCACUAUUGGGAUUCUUCAUGCUGAAGCACUGUGUUUGAGAUGUAGGUCAAUUCUGUACAUGGUUUGUAUUGAAUGCAUCUACUGCAUGUUCCUUACAGAAUAAAUUUUGUAAUAGAGAAGUUUCAC
This is a messenger RNA of Sceloporus undulatus (fence lizard), 6296 nucleotides long. It is a transcript of the gene LAMA4, whose product is annotated as laminin subunit alpha 4. The record is from RefSeq and is a predicted model, not a curated record. The transcript has 38 exons. Gene Ontology annotation, molecular function: signaling receptor binding. Bases 223 to 5694 code for a protein of 1823 amino acids. Gene Ontology annotation, biological process: cell adhesion; regulation of embryonic development; regulation of cell migration. NCBI's taxonomy places the organism in Eukaryota, Metazoa, Chordata, Lepidosauria, Squamata, Phrynosomatidae.